AUGUCAAACAAUGACGAUGAAGAUGACUAUGACGAUGACGAUGACGAUGACGACGACGAUGACAAAGACAAUGACGAUGACGAUGACGAUGACAAAGGCAAUGGCAAUAACUAUGAAAAUGAAGAUGUCGAUCACGAUGACCAUGACGAUGACCAUGACGAUGACAAUGACGAUGACGGUGAAGAUGACUAUGACGAUGACGAUGACGAUGACGAUGACGAUGAAGAUGACUAUGACGAUGACGAUGACGAUGACAAAGACAAUGACGAUGACGAUGACGAUGACAAAUGUAAUGACAUUAACUAUGACUAUGACUAUGACGAUGACGAUGACCAUAACGAUGACGAUGACGAUGACGAUGAUGAAGAUGAAUAUGACGAUGACGAUGACGAUGACGAUGUAAAUGACGAUGACGUUGAAAAAGACGAUGACGAUGAUGAUGACGAUGACAAUGACGAUGACGAUGACACUGAUUAUGACUAUGAAGAUGACUAUAGUGAUGAAGAUGACGAUGACGUGGAAGUUGACGACGAUGUUGUUGAUGACGAUAACGAUGAUAAUGACGAUGACUAUGACUACGACGAUGAUGAUGACGACGACGACGAUGACUAG
Molecule: messenger RNA, 612 nt
Organism: Parnassius apollo (apollo)
Lineage: Eukaryota; Metazoa; Arthropoda; Insecta; Lepidoptera; Papilionidae
Source: the annotation of a GenBank genome assembly